CCUCUGAAGAUUUUUUUAAGGUUAGAAGUAAAUAACUAUAUCAUCCUGGAAAGAGUAAGGGCUACUAGAGUUGUGCGCGUGGAUUUUGACAGUGCUCUCUUCCCUUAUAAUGUCAGGUAAGUCCUAACAUUUCACUAGGCCACAGAGAUGCCGGAAAAGGUAAAUAGCAGAUCAACAUAUCACUCAUCAAUCGACAGUUAUUGUUCCAUAGUCAGAAGCAAUCUGCCGGAAAUACAGUUUACAUUUAAUUUUUUCUUAUUCCUUCUUUUCCUCUUGGCGAUGACCGUAAAUUGCACCGUGCACAUUGUUGCUUCACUUUUCACGUUGUUGAUUGUUCAAAAACUUAUUUGUACCACGGUAAUUUAAAACAUUGCUUCCUAAAUGGAAUUAAUAUUAUAGUUUACCUUGUACUAGAUGCCAGUGGUAGAAAACCUCCUCUUUGGUGUUCAGUAGGCAAUUUACGAGCAAAAGGCCAAAAAUAAAAACAAAAAACAAAAACAAAACUUAUGAAAAAGACAAAUCACAUUCGAUUGCUCGGUAGCCAUACCAUUGACCACACUGUUGUAUUGGUGAGCCAAGUCUUGAAAGCUUUAGUAGAACACAGCGACGUUUCAGAAUGACGAGAUUUUGAACUGUCUGUUAGGUCGAAAUUUUACAGCAGGAAACUUGGCAGAACGCAAAGAGGAAGAAUUUAUCGAAGGAAUUUGUACAACGGAAACUGUGACAAAUCAACGAACAGGGAUCUUUCUUUACGUAGUCAACAACAAGUAUUUUUUUUACUUCAGCAAGUGAUGUAUGUAAAGAAAUUAUUGGACAAUGUGAAUAAGCUUCAAUCAGGAAUAGUUUUUAUUUAAAGUUUGAAUUAUUGAAUUCCGUAUCCUAUAUCUGGUUAUUUUUUACCAAAUUGUGAAACCGUAUCAAAUUUGAGGCAAAUUAUUGUGCAAAAGUGAAUCAUUGUAUGAAGUCCUGGUACUUUAUGAGACCCAUUUUUCUUGUCCACAUAUUGGGAUCAAGUUCUAAAUCAGGUGAAUUUAACUUGGUGUUAAAAUUUCAAGCAGCAGCUUUCAUUGUUCUCUAAGAAAUUUUUCUGAUGCAGUUUUCAGUAGUUAUGAGAGCAUGUAGUAACCAAUGAUUUCAACAAGAUGUGGUGAAUUUAAAAACUUCCCACUGUUUUUGUAGUAAAGUACCACUUUACAAGAUGAAAUGUCACUUAUUUCUUGUAAUCGCACCACUGGGUUUUUACUAUAGGAAACUGGUUAAAAUCAGUUUACUCACUUUACUUUUAUAUUGAGGUUGGUGUAGAAGCUAUUUGUCAAAAUUUCAAAUUGGAGACCUUUUAGUAAAAAAUCAGAAAUAGCAGUGGUAGAACUUCACCUGUGUUGGAUUUUGAAAGCAAUAUAGUCAUAUAAAGAAGUUGGAAAAUCAUUUAAAUGAAAUGACUAUUUCAAUGGUUUUUUGUCAAGUACACAAGCAACCAUAUCAAAACAGCAUCUCUCUUUCUCUGUAGCUGCAGGUGUUAGGAACAAAAGAGACAAUAGAAUAAAGUUGGUUCUAGAGUGAAAGCUCUGAUUUCACUCUUCUAGACCAUUUACAAUAGUCACUUUCCUCUGUCUUCUCUCCUCUUUUAAAUUUGUUUGAUAACAUAUCAUACCUUUACAGAGUAAGGAAAAUAGGAAACAGUUGCAACCUUGUGUGGGUUAAAAGAGGGGUUGUUAAAGGAUGAUAUUAUCUUCUUAUCAAUUGUUAUGUUUGUGCAGCCAUGCUGUAAUCAAAGUCAGCAAUACUAAAUAAUAAUACUAAGUAAUGUCCAUUCUCCAUGAGAUCUAUUGUAACAUUAUUGUUAAUAUUUUGAUUGGUGUGAUUUAUUUGAAAGACCCUAAUUGAGGGAUUUAUCUUACAGGGUCUCAUUGAAGGUUAAAUUAGGUCUUACAUGAGACUAAGCAACCUAUUUUGAUUGAAUUUUUUUCAAAUGAAAAUUUUUUUUCAGUUUUAUUAGUGUAACAGUUUUUCAUUUUUAAGCCCAGUCUUUUAACUGCUUUAAGUCAUUUCUUGUAUUUUUCUUGGCAUGUUUUGUAACAGCACUUUUAUGUUGAUAAGGCAAUUAUUAGAAGUAUCAAUAUUUUUAUGAUAAUCAUAGCCAUCUAGAAUCAACUCUAUCCAGCCAUGAACAUAUUUAAAAAGUGAAAUUUGAUAUCUGCAUAUUACUGGUGGGAAACAAUUUGAUAACAUUGGUUCAGAUUUGCAUUUCUGUAUAGAAGUUGUGCUCUUUAUCACUUUGAGAUUUAAAAGUAUUUUUAAAAUUCUUUAGAACUUUUAAUCAGUUUAAUGAUGUUGUAGUUAUGAACCCACCUGUUUAAAACUGUUUCAAAAUUAAGUACAUGUUGUGUGUUUGUAUUACUCAUUUGUACUGUUUUUCUUUGUUGAAUUUUGCUAAAAAUAUAAUUGUCUCUUUUUCCCUUGAUUAGUUGGAAAAAUCAGAUCAUUAGUUUUGUUUGGUCCAAGUGGUUGUGGCAAGAGUACUCUUAAGAAAAAGUUGAUGAGUGAUUAUCCUGCAAAGUUUGGCUUCUCCAUAUCACGUAAGAAAUAUGUGGUUUUGACUACAGUGGGCAUCAAAAUUUUUGAAACAUGGGCUGAAACAUUUACAUAUGUUACAUUUUCAAGGAUGUAUUUAGAAAUGAAAUUCAAAUUGAAAUGCAUUUUGUACAGAACUCCUUCAUUCAAUGUUUCAAUUAAAGAACACAAAAUGCAACAUAAUGCUAGAGGAGAGAAGUUGAAAGUAGGGGUAUUUGGGUAACAUUGAUAUGCUAUUCCAGAAUAUUGUGAUUUCAGUGGUAAUGUAGUGUGACAGGUAUUUGUGAUUGGUUACUGUAUGCAAAUGAAUGUGGCUUGCCAUUGAAGUUACUAGGCAUUGAUAGGAGAGAUGGCUCACCCUUUAUUCAUUAUGGUAGGGAGACACAUAGAUCAAAAAAAAAAAUUUUAAAAAUUGGUUUCUGAAAAAAGUAAGACAAGGAAAAUCUCCCCACAAGUGAGCAUUUGUAAUAGAUUCCUUAUAUUAUAGAUACAUUGAGUUUCCAAAAGAAGCAUAUGAGCUUCUGGUUUCUAGCUAGGUUUGUUUGUUUACUUUUUCUCUCUCCCUCUUGUUAUUAAAUUUGUGAUCUUGUAUGAUGCUAUUUCUUCACUCUCUAGAAUGGUUCAAAGGUAGUCUGUUUUUCUUUCUUUGAUAGAAAAUUAUUUCUUGUGCCAUCGUUUUUCAGACACUACAAGACAUCCACGACCUGGGGAGAUAGAUGGAAAAGGUAACACAUAGCAGGAAUGGCUUGUUUCCUUUUUUUAAUUUUUUUUUUUUUUUUUGGGGGGGGGGGGUUGGGGGAGAAGAACAUUUAGUCCAACUUUUGAAUAUCUUGUCUUUCAGGAAAGUAAAAUACUUUUGUCCUCUAGUUUUUCCAUGAGUAUAAUGUGAUAAGUUUCACUGGCCAACCAAUGCACACUGCAAAAAGAACAUUUUCUUCAUGAAGUAUAAGUUUUAGUCUUGGUGACAGAUUUAAUCCUGUAUUACCAUUGCCCUUUACAGAAUACAAACAUGGGAAAUCAGAUGUGUUCUUAUUAGCUAUUACAAAUCAAAGACCUUUGGUGAGCCCCAGUACAUUUAAAUGAUGAAACUCUAUAAAGGGUCUAAGGUUUAAAGUUGGAUGGAACAAAUGCAAUCACCUUACAUUAUUGAUGUACACAACAAUGUUGAUGUGGUUUUUUUGUUUUGUUUUGUUUUGUUUUUUUUUGAAAAUUCUAUUUAUUUGAGAUUAUUACUGUGAUAAGUACAACAGAUCAGUUUUUUAACAUGUUAGGGAUAAACUAAUUAUUUUGAUAUUGUUUUAACAUCAUCCACUCUUUGACUAGGUAAGUUUUCUCUUUGCAUUUAGAUUACCACUUCACUGAUCACAAUGUGAUGCAGAAGAGUAUUAAUGCUGGUGAAUUUAUUGAGUCAGCAGUUUACAAUCAAAAUCUUUAUGGAACUAGGUAAUAUAGUGGGCAGAUUGUAACCUGCACUACAAUGUAAUUGUAAUUUUCUCUUUUGUUUGGUGUUGGAGGAAAUAAAUGAUUUGGAUGCUUUUGAGCAUAGCUUGUUGAAACUCAUAAACUAGCUUGUGAACAUAUUGCUAUAGAAGAUCAUCUCAGAUGCAGAUGUAUUUCAUAUAGCUUGCAUUUUAUUUUCUAUGGGGUGAGUUGUAAUGGGAUACCAAUAUUUAAAUUUUUUCUCCAUUUCAGGGAGUCUUAUUUCACAAUGAAACAACAUGUAUUUUUCAAUUGUAAAUACAAUUCCUUCAAAACUAUUGUGUAUCAGUUGUGGGAAAUUGCAGCAAAUGCUGUUGGAAAGUGCUCAAUACACAUGAGUGUAGAGCAAAAUACAGUUCAAAAUGACUAAAAUGAAACACGCAUGAUUCCCUGUAACUCUGAGUUUCAUGCUUAAAUCUGUCUGAUGAGUGCAUAAGCACGAAACUCAGAGUUACAGGGAAUCAUGCGUGUUUCAUUUUAGUCAUGUAUCAAUUGUGUAGGAUGACUUUGAGGCUAACAACAUAUAACCUGCUCAGAAUAGAUUAUCAACAGAAGGAACAUGUUUCAAUUGAAAUAACUGGUAACUUUACCUCUAGAUACAUGUAAACUCAGUGCAGCUUAUGUAAGUAGUUUUUCUUUUUAGUACCUCCCAGUUAUCUUUCUUCUUUGUAAAUUAAUCUACUCUAACAGGAGAAUAUCAUGUUCUCUUGACUCUAACUAAUUUUAAAAAGAAGCAAACUCACACAGGCCAUGGCAUCUUAUGGCAAGGAUGCAACACACCAUAAAUACUCAAAUUUAUUAUUGCUAUUUGUCUUGUUGAAGCAAAAAGGCAGUACAAGAUGUUUUGGAUGAAGGCAAAGUUUGCUUGCUGGACAUAGAUAUGCAGGUAUGACCAAAAGAAGAAAUAGACCAUUGUUAUGUGACAGGGCAGGAGUUUAGAAUGAGAUAAGAAAAGCUUUGAUGAGCAAGGGUCAUAUGACUUUUAAUACUGCUUGUUUGAGUAAAUAUUCUUUGUAUUCAUGUAAAUCCACCCUCCUUUUAGAUAUUCAAAUUUCAUAGAGCUUCUAGCCCUUCUCCUCCCUCUAUCUCUAAGCACAAAGUAACGGUAUUGUUGUUCCGUACAAAAUCUUUUGUAGAUUAAAGCCUUUAUCCGCAUAGGUUUUUCACACAAAGAAAUGAGUGAAUAAGCCUCUGGGGUGCAUAUUAGAUCUUUCACGGUACCUCUUUUUGUAUGCACGAUAGUUAACUGGGCUUUUUUUUCUACCAUCCUGGGAAUAACCACCAGAAGCUCUCCUCUCACCCCCUUUAUCCCUAAUUAAAGGGAAGUCUCUUAGCCCAGAGGCACAGGUGUUUUGACUUAUUACUAUGAAAAAGCCAAUCACAAUUUUAUGUAGAAAGAACAGAAUGUAUAUUUACCCUAAAAACCGAUUGAUGAACCAGAGGAAAUUGGUGAUUGGGAUGGGGGGAGGGGGGGGGGGUAAUCAGCCAAAAUGUAUUGGCACUUAAUUAGAAAUGGGCAAUGCUUAUCAUUGCAUAGGUUUCUUAAUGUGUGGAUAAGUGGAUAAUCUCUCCCGACUUGUCUUGUUGAGUCGCUUGGUACCAGGGUUGGCAUUCAAACAUAGGGCGUGUUAACAAUACACUACACAUAAAGUUCAGAUUGAUCGUCAGCUUGCUUAUUUUUUGUCUUUAUAUUUUCAGGGCGUGAUUAGUUUGAAGAGAGCAGACAUGGAUUGCUAUUAUCUCUUUGUUAAGACACCUACAUUAGAGGAACUGGUAACUUAUCUUGAGUUUGUAUUAAAUGUUUAGUACUAAUCCUGAAACAAUUUUUCGUAUGAUGAUGUCGUUAACAAUACGAGAAGAUUUAUUAUCGUUGUUGUUGUUGUUGAUGUAGGAAAGACGCCUUCGUGCUCGAGGAACAGAGACAGAAGAUUCGCUUUCAAGGAGACUAGCUACAGCGAGGAAGGAACUAGCUUAUGGUAGGACUGAAAGAAACAUGCAUGAACUAACCCUUUGUUUUGUUUCGACCCCUGAACUAAUGACCAUCUGCCGAUAACUAGUUCACUUGAGUUCAACUCGCCAAGUAUAUAAAUUGCCAGUCAGUACCUUGAUUUGAGUUUCGGGACAAGAAGCCUCCGUGUAGCCUUACCCUCUCCUCCAAGGAGAAACUGAAGCGGGGAAGGCACUGUUACACGUAGGCUACAAGGCAAGCUAUUUACAAGGCAAAAAGAUAUCCCGCCUAAAGGGAACUGCCUCGAGGAAGCAAUGUUACCUCUCAAACGUGAAACCACAGGUAGUCAAAGUUUGCACAAUGGGCCUCGGUAAAUAGGUUUCCGUUUCGUAAUGGGCGAAACAUAAGAUUUUGUAUGGGAAUGAACAUCGAAAGGUCGCAUCCUUAACCAAAAUACGGUAAAAAACCCUCACAUAAGAACCUAAAAUUUAAAAACCUGUUAAUUGCUAAAAACAGUUAAGCAGUUAAGCACCUGUCUCAUAAGAACCAUCUAAGCAAAAAUCUCAAUGCAACUUCUUAUUUUAAGAAUGUAGAGUUCAUUCAAGUUUGAUACAGUACAUUGCAUGCGAUACAAAAGUAACAGAAACUAGCCAGAACACCGGUAGUGUUGUAAGACCACAAUACUGUUCUAUCAAUACAUCCAUAGCAGUGCAACAUAUUUGACGGUGUGUACAAGUUAACCAUGUAGAGCAGGGCACUCUAAAGCUGGUAGACAGCGCAGUAUCACACCCGUACCCACCAAUACAAGUUGUUUUCUUCAGACAAAAAUUAAGAACGUGAUUGAGAAAUUGGUAGCUCAAUUUCACAGUAAACACUAUUUAUAGAAAAACCUAUGGAGGCUAACUUGAAAAAACCUGGGUUCAUAUAUACGGGUUUUUACUGUACCUGAAAUAAACUUGUUCAAAGACAAACUUACCACGCCCCUGUGUUUGUUCCUUUGCAUCUUGUGAGAUUUCAGGCUAAUUUACAGCUGUUUAGGUCGUUUUUAGUUCUCCUGCUUUGCCCUUGAAAUAAAGAUCAUAUAGAGGGGCGAUUAAGGUGAAAGAAGAAUAUAAAAAGUAGCUAAACGACUGUGAAUCAGGCUAAAAAAAACUCACAGAAUGCAAAGAGAAGUACCAAGAGGUUAAUUUGUUGCUGAACAAAAGAGAGACCGCGAAGCGCAUUUGUGAUACCAUGUUUUAAUGAUCAAGAUGAGAAUAGACAGUGGAAUUUUUCUUUAAAAUUCGAUUUGUAUAAUCAGUCUCGAACAAACAAAUAUUUCAGGGAAAUUGAAGUUAACGACAUCAGGAAUAGCCUCUCACUUGUACAAAAUGCACAAAACCUUGAUGCCACAAUCUGAAGGGUGCAAACGAGAUAUUAUUUUUCGAUAACUAAGACGGUAGCUUUUAAAACAAAACAAAACCGGAAAGAAUGCAAACAUUACUAACAAUUUUAAGAACCUUUUUAAUGCUUUUACAUGCAUGUUUGCGUCUCAUUAGUCACCAACAUGAUAAUUUUCCUGAGUGAUCAUACUGUAGAGCUGCACACUGGGCUUCAGAGUUCACGACCCUCAGAGGCAAUAGGGCGUUAGUCAGCAUACUGAGAAAAUUUCCAUCAGAUAGACGAUCUUGGCUGAGGUCCAAAACUAAUUUCCGAACUUUAAAAAAACGUUUACCACAAAAAAGCAAGGAGAACAUGUAGACAAACUUCUAAUUCAUCAUCGAACUAUUAUCAUAGAAAACUGCAAAUUUCUUCCAGUUGCAAGACGGUGGCUGUCAACUAAUAAAUGGGAGUGAGAUAAUUUCCACAGUUUCUGUAACGUGAUAUCUUUAUGGUUAUUAUGCGAUUGUGGGACAUAUGUAAGAUUGUUUACAGAUAUGACACAUGUUUGGGUCCAGCUCAAACUACUGAUUGCUCUUUAUUUCCCAUAUUUCAGCUGAAGAGCCUGGCAAUUUUGACAGUGUGAUCAUUAAUGAUGAUCUCGAAAAAGCCUACGUCGAUUUAAAGAAUAGGAUUCACAAGGUAAGAGACUUGCCUUAAUGCUAAGCAAAGGAGCAUCAGUAAAACAUGUCCCAGAACUUGAAGGAAGGCACUAUACAUGAUUUCUAGUUUCCAUCCAUGUUUUGCGGACAGAAAAAUCCAUCAGCAAAUUCGUCAGUAUCAGUUUGCUUGGUAUCUGUGAUCAAAAGAAGUUGUCCAUAGGCCACAAACCACAGCGGAAGACCUCAAACCCCAACACUUUAAUGAGUACUCGUUUCCAAGUAAAUCACAGAUCUUGAAGAGAGAUAAACAACGCUCUAAAUGGGAUACAAAAUUUUUAGGCAUUCGUAUCGGAAAAUUAGCGUGCACUUAGACAUUUUAUUUCGGUGAGAGUGCUUUUUAGGAGGGUCAAAUAAUUGGUAUUUAUUGUGCUCUUAAGUCCUAUAAUUUUGGUCCAUAAAUGUAUUCUUUUUAUUUUUCAUUCAGGAUGUUGUUUCCCUCUGGUAGUCUGUCUCGUACUGGAUGGUAACAGCACAGAAUUAAAUUUCCAACUGUAUUAUGAUUAUUCAUUUAAAAUUUCGUCACAAUAGUUGCAUCGUAUUAAAGUAGAGAGUUUUUCUUGGCUCUAAAAACUUAAAGAAUUAGCGAAAGUGAAGAAGUCAGGGUCUCAAUAUACAUAGCUAAAUCAUGUCGGAAUAUUUUUCCCGAAAGAUCUAGAGUUAAGCUAGUAAGCUUGGCUUGUAGUUCUCUCUGAAAAACUUAACUUUAUUGCCUCGUAUCUUUGUUUUCUUUAUUUGCUGUAUUUUUAAAUAAAAAACUUUAAGUUUGUCGAAUUUUUUUUGCCAAUUGUUUUGCUUGUGAUUUAGACAAGUUUAUUAUUGCUUCUAGAAAAAUGCAAACUGUUCAUCUCGUUAGUGAGAACCAAUGUGCAGUCAACUCCCAUAUAUUAAGGAGGUCUGCUGUCCACAUAAGUGCAACGUUCAUGUAAUGUUAACUGAUAGUAGCAAAUAUGAUUAUGACGAUGUUGAUGAAGAAGAUGAUAGGAAUAAUGAUGAGGCAAUGAUAUAAUGACGAUAAUGGUAACAUUAACAAUAAUAAUAUUACAUGUAAUAACAAUAAUAGCAACAAUCACAUGAUCUCUCUCAGGGCUUCUUUGCGAGUCUUUUCAGCUCCGUUUUGUUCCUCUUGGCAGCUCAUUUUAUACACCUUAACUGUCAGCGUUGCUUUGAUCAAACAGAUAUUUCGUGUAACAAUACGAUGCGUAACAGUCGUUUUAUGCUAAUUGUGGAAAGUUAAAUCGCAGGUUAGUUAAAAUUUAUUGCUUGCACCCAAUUAAACGAGUGAUUAAAUUACUAGUUAUCAUAGUCGAUUAGGAAGUUCAAUUUAAAUUUCAUGAAGUUUUUAGUUUUUUGGCCCUUUUAAAUGUGUGAUUUACUUCUUAUCUUCAGUAGCAGUGGUGGCAAAAUAAUGAUUAUAAAGGUGUGGUUUCAGUCCGGUAGGUUAGGUCAUUCCAAUAAUAAUUCGUGGAUGUGGUGUAGUUUUCCUAAGUCGCUAUUCAUUUUAUAGACUUUAAUCUCGUUAACAGUUACAAUAUGGAAACUGACCGCUCUCGAGGCUGAAGGUGACGCUCCAGGAUAUAUAAAGUUAGUCGUGCAACGUAUGUUCGGUUCAAUUUGUUGUCAUUCGGGAUGAUUUGAACGCUUGUGACUGUUGAUUCGGACUCCUUCAUCAUAUCACAAUCAUUCACAUUUUGUUAUUUUAUGUAAUGUGUAUCAAUUCUUACUAAGCUUAUGGCUAAGUAAGUAAUUUCUCCUCAGUCCUUAAAUAAAUCACCAAACGGUUAUUCAUUUCCUAAGGAAAAUUGAAACAUUACCAUUCAUAAUCGUAUGUCCAUGAACUUUCGUUCCGAAGGCGGAAAACAGCUAAACGUAAGGCCUUCAAGUCUACGAGACA
Molecule: messenger RNA, 9970 nt
Organism: Pocillopora meandrina
Lineage: Eukaryota; Metazoa; Cnidaria; Anthozoa; Scleractinia; Pocilloporidae
Source: the annotation of a GenBank genome assembly